GCUCAGCGACUGGCCCAGAGACCUAGAGUGCUGGGCGCACCGAGCAAGAGCGGCAGCUGCAGGGGACAGUCGGCACAGCGGCGGCUGGGACCUCGUGACAGGUGGGAGUGUGCGGUGCGGCCAAGAACUCCGCGCGCAACCUCUAGGGCGCACGGCUUAAGGACCCGCUUCGGGGCGCGCAGGUCCCAUGGACACCGUGGAGAAGCAGCACCUGUUGGAAUGCAGGCGCGGAAUCCAGAAAUACAUAGGAUCUCUGUGGCGGGAGGGGAGUGGAUGGAUCUCCCUCCCCGAGCCUGGCCUGAACUUUCAGACUGUCGAGCCUGGCCUGAACUUUCAGACUGUCGAUCUGGUCGCUGGGAGCAACCAUUACUGCCAUGCUCAGAAGGGUCCUGACAGUCACUGUGACCCCAAGAAGGAGAAGGCCCGGUGCCAGCUCUACGUGGCCUCUGCCAUCUGCCUGGUGUUCAUGAUUGGAGAAGUCAUUGGGGGAUACCUGGCGCACAGCCUGGCCAUCAUGACAGAUGCAGCCCACCUGCUCACUGACUUUGCCAGCAUGCUCAUCAGCCUCUUUUCUCUAUGGAUGUCCUCCCGACCAGCCACCAAGACCAUGAACUUCGGCUGGCAGCGAGCUGAGAUCCUGGGAGCCCUGGUCUCUGUGCUGUCCAUCUGGGUCGUGACUGGGGUGCUGGUGUACCUGGCUGUGGAGCGACUCAUCUCUGGGAACUAUGAGAUCGAAGGGGGGACCAUGCUGAUCACGUCGGGCUGUGCUGUGGCUGUGAAUAUCAUAAUGGGGUUGACCCUUCACCAGUCUGGCCACGGGCACAGUCAUAGCCAUGGACACAGCCAUGAAGACACCAGCCAGCAGCAAGAGAACCCCAGUGUCCGAGCUGCCUUCAUCCAUGUGAUUGGGGACUUUUUGCAGAGCUUGGGCGUCCUGGUUGCAGCUUUUAUUCUAUAUUUCAAGCCAGAGUACAAGUAUGUGGACCCCAUCUGUACCUUCCUCUUCUCCCUCCUGGUCCUGGGAACGACCUUGACCAUCCUGAGAGAUGUGAUCCUGGUGCUGAUGGAAGGGACUCCCAAGGGUGUGGACUUCACGGCGGUACGUGACCUGCUCCUAUCGGUGGARGGGGUGGAAGCCCUGCACAGCCUGCAUAUCUGGGCACUGACCGUGACCCAGCCCGUGCUGUCUGUUCACAUUGCCAUUGCUCAGAACGCAGACGCCCAGGCGGUUCUGAAGGCGGCCAGCACCUGUCUCCAGGGGAAAUUCAACUUCCACACCAUGACCAUUCAGAUCGAGGACUACUCUGAGGACAUGAAGGACUGUCAGGCGUGCCAAGGCCCCUCGGAUUGACUGCCCAGCCAGGCACCAGCUGAAGCAUGGCCAGGACUUGCAGGUGGCUGGACCCAAUGUCCCACAGCCUCCACCAGGACUCUGCCUACCCACUGUGUUAGGAACCAGAUUUAUAAUGCCUCUUUCUGCUCCGGGUUCAGCAUGGAGCCCUGCCUACCGCAGCGGUGGGCCUCUUCCUGGCCUCCCCUGUUUACAACAGCCAGCGCUGUUGGGUGGGGACUCAGCCGAUUUAAAGCCAGUUUAACCAGGCUCCGGAUACCCAGGGUCAGCUCCGGAGGGCUGUGUUCUUCAGRGCUGACACCCAUAGUGGGGAGGCAUCGAGGUACAGCCUGGGACAGCAAAGGGGAGACUGGCCUCAGGGUGUCCUCACUGACCUGCAUCUCCCACCUGCAUGAUUGGCCUUUGCCUAUGAACCUAUCAGAAGCCCCGGAACAGAACCUCUACCUCCAUCGCCAUGACAAUACGGUUUAAGGCCAGGGGAUGGGGGACUUGUGAGAGUUCCCUGAGGUGGGAAGCCAGGGGCCAUCUGAGGCCUGUCUGGGCCUUAGUCAUGUGUGCUUCCCUUCCUGGAGGGGGAGACUUCUUACUAGGUAAGAACCUGAUGGGUUUUAUCUUUCCUUAUUUCCUAACCCAGGAAGCUGUGCCAACACAGGAAGCCUUGCCUCAGGUGGGGGCAGGCCCGCACAGCCCCAGGGCCACUUCUCUUGCCCUGAUACAGGCUGUCCAAGGACUGCCAAGCCCGAACUCAUGAGUGAGCCUUUUCUGUGGCCUGCAUGUGCAGCCCAGGGCCCUGACUUCCUGGGGCUUGUGCAUGAACAAUUCUAACUUAGGGGCUGGGUGUGUUUACAAGAUAUAAGAGGGGAGACCUGUCCCCAGUCCCACAGAGUCAACACACUAGGCAACCUCAGGGCCUAAUGUCUACCACUGCCACCAUGAGCAGAUGACCUUGGCCAGUGGGCCUCUCAAUGCCUCUUGUCUGGAGACCAAGAAUGUAACACCUACCUCACAGGCUUGUUGUGAGGACAGUCUGCCAAGCACCAGUGGUUGUUGGUGAGUAGUUCCCUUCAUCCUCCUGGAAAGGGGACUUUGUACUCUGAGGCUGCUUGUGAGAAGCCUCCUCGGCUUCCCAGCCUCCCUAGGGGUAGUACUGAGCUCCUGUCCUGCCCACUGUGUGUAUGUGGGGGGGGGAGGGGGCUGGUCAACUACUUGCCCCUCUGAGCCUCUCCCCUUUAAUAAAAUGACUUC
Molecule: messenger RNA, 2596 nt
Organism: Urocitellus parryii (Arctic ground squirrel)
Lineage: Eukaryota; Metazoa; Chordata; Mammalia; Rodentia; Sciuridae
Source: RefSeq, a predicted model, not a curated record